Messenger RNA from Leptosomus discolor (cuckoo roller), 675 nucleotides. The record is from RefSeq and is a predicted model, not a curated record. NCBI's taxonomy places the organism in Eukaryota, Metazoa, Chordata, Aves, Leptosomiformes, Leptosomidae.
GGUUUUCAGCAAACGGCGGACAAGUGCUUUGUUUGUGGACACCUCAUAAUGGAAAUGAUCUUACAGGCCCUUGGAAAGUCAUACCAUCCUGGCUGCUUCCGCUGCGUGGUGUGUAACGAGUGUUUGGAUGGAGUCCCCUUCACUGUAGACGUGGAGAACAACAUUUACUGUGUCAAAGACUACCAUACGGUUUUUGCACCAAAAUGCGCUUCCUGUAACCAGCCGAUCCUGCCAGCACAGGGCUCCGAGGAGACCAUUCGGGUGGUGUCAAUGGACAAAGACUACCACGUGGAGUGCUAUCACUGCGAGGAUUGUGGCUUGCAGCUCAAUGAUGAGGAAGGCCAUCGCUGUUACCCGUUAGAGGGCCACUUGCUCUGCCAUGGAUGCCAUAUCAGGCGCCUAAAUAUUAAACUGCCAUCACAUCCACCUCCGAGCUAUCCAAUGCAUGUCACAGAACUCUGAAAGGCGUUUCCAUUACCGAUAAGCCGUUUGAAAGAGAAGACAAAUACCUAAAAGUGACUUUCCUGUUCCUUUAGAAAUGAGAUUCCAUUAAUAACCAUCUAAACCAGCUAUUUAUUUUUUAAAUCAGAGGUGAGGGGUCCUUUUCUGAUCUUGUACAUAUGCAUUCUUUUAUCUAGGCAUUUUCACUGAGACACCGUCUACUUGAACAAAUAA